AUGUUUGGUGGCGGCUCCAAAUCCGAUUCCGCUGACGACUCAGGUAACACCAUCAAGAAGUCUCCAUCGCCCGAUUCAAGGGCGGAUGGCAUACCCAUAAAGACCUCGGAGCAGGCAGCUGGCGAGAAGCGCAGUGGCAAUGGCAGCCCUCCCGGACGAACCGACACUGGCGCCGCAGACAAGAAGCGCAGGAGUAGCACCGUGGGGUCCAAGGCUAGCAGCCUCAUAGCCAGCGCGAAGCAGUCCCUGAACUUCUCCCAAGUUGGCCGACAACCCGCGGACCCGGCCAACUCCCACACGCCCUUGCAAAAGCUGGGCAAGCAGGACCCGGCCCUCGCCGUGCCUCAGGGCCAACAUAACAACUCUGCGGGCGAGUCCCUGCCCGGGCCACGCUCAACAUUCCGUGUUGGUGUCUGGGAAGAUCGGAACAAGAAAUGCCGACGCACCAUGGAAGACACUCAUGCCUUCUUGUAUAACUUCCUCAACACCCCGGCUCCUGCGCUCAAUGUCGAUAACGUUAGCACCAAAUCAGGUGUAUCCGGCGAGAGUGCCCUCUCACAACCUGAGAUGAUAUCACAGGAAAUGGUCGAGACGGACAAUGGCUACUUCGCUAUCUUCGAUGGCCAUGCCGGAACCUUUGCUGCAGAUUGGUGUGGAAAGAAAGUUCAUAUCCUCAUGGAGGAAAUCAUUCGAAAAAACCCCAACGUCCCAAUACCCGAACUUCUGGAUCAGACCUUCACUACUGCCGAUGCGCAAUUGGAAAAGCUUCCACUCAAGAACAGCGGAUGCACCGCCGCCGUCGCUGUUCUGCGUUGGGAAGACCGAGUGCCCAGCUUCAGCUCCGCCACCGGCUCUCAGUCGAUAGCCCCUGCUGCUGCUGCGGCCUCGAAGGAGGGAAUCAAGACCAAGGAUGGUAAGUUGGAGGACAAUGACCACACCACCCCUGAGAGUGCUCAUGCCAAAUUAAAAGGCUCCGCCCAACGUCAACGAGUCCUCUAUACUGCAAACGUCGGCGAUGCGAGAAUCAUUCUCUGCAGAUCCGGAAAGGCCUUGCGGUUGUCGUACGAUCACAAAGGUAGCGAUGAAAAUGAGGGCAAGCGUAUCGCCAACGCUGGGGGGUUGAUCCUGAAUAACCGCGUCAACGGUGUCCUGGCCGUGACUCGUGCACUUGGAGAUACAUAUAUGAAAGAUCUCGUGACGGGCCACCCUUACACCACUGAGACGGUCAUUCAGCCCGAGAUUGACGAGUUCAUGAUCAUAGCUUGUGAUGGAUUGUGGGACGUCUGCUCGGAUCAGGAAGCCGUAGAUUUGGUUAGGAACGUCGAGGACCCGAGCCAAGCGGCCAAGAUGCUUGUGGAUCACGCUCUCACGCGCUUCAGCACUGAUAACUUGUCAUGCAUGGUCGUGCGCUUCGACAAAGUCGCCCUGGUGGAAACACAGAAAGACAAGGCCAUCGGCGUCGAAGGCGACGCUUUCGACACGAGUGGUAAGGUCAGCGAGGCCGAAAAGAUUGUGGGCGCGGCCAAGCAGAAGAUCGCAGAUGGAGCACCUGCUGUUGGUGUAUCAGGUAGCAACAGCGGUCGUGGUCAUGACCCUAUACCGCUUGGCGACAACGAAACAUUCCAGCCAACGACCCUGAGAGGCUCAGUUGACGAGGCACCCGAAGACAGCGAUGCUCCUGAAAUCAUCACGGAAACCGUGCCAAACCCUGGCUCCCAUGUCAACACCAUUGAGAAGUCGCAUGGUGCUUGA
Messenger RNA from Truncatella angustata, 1752 nucleotides. RefSeq names its product protein phosphatase 2C. Gene Ontology annotation, molecular function: cation binding; protein serine/threonine phosphatase activity. The transcript is spliced from 2 exons. Gene Ontology annotation, biological process: protein dephosphorylation. The record is from RefSeq and is a predicted model, not a curated record. The coding region runs from base 1 to 1752 and encodes 583 amino acids. Lineage: Eukaryota; Fungi; Ascomycota; Sordariomycetes; Amphisphaeriales; Sporocadaceae.